This is a messenger RNA of Botrytis deweyae, 357 nucleotides long. RefSeq lists its product as uncharacterized. The transcript is spliced from 2 exons. The record is from RefSeq and is a predicted model, not a curated record. Bases 1 to 357 code for a protein of 118 amino acids. NCBI's taxonomy places the organism in Eukaryota, Fungi, Ascomycota, Leotiomycetes, Helotiales, Sclerotiniaceae.
AUGCACCCCAACAUUAAAGCAAAGCGCCAGGGAACACGCGAUGCACAGAGAAAGAUUUAUGGACAUCCGGGCUUUAAGACAUUUCUUUUCAAUCCUAUUCUUGGAAGGGGCAUUUCAUCAUUGGACUGGAAAAUUCCCGUUACAUUUCCGUUACACGAUCCCGGAAUUCCAAAUGUAUUGCCAGCCAUCAAGAAAUCAAGGAGAGGUUCGUGCAGGGGGAAAAUUCCCGAUGGGCGUGGUUUCUCGAAAGAUGAUGAUAUCGAUACCAGUGUGUUGCCUCGGUUGCUUACCAAGGUGGACGUUGUGAACAUUCAGAUUGUAGAGGUGGAAGAGGUGGAAGAGGUGGAAGAGGUGUAG